Molecule: messenger RNA, 4516 nt
Organism: Papilio xuthus (Asian swallowtail)
Lineage: Eukaryota; Metazoa; Arthropoda; Insecta; Lepidoptera; Papilionidae
Gene: Pde11
Product: Phosphodiesterase 11
Exons: 19
Coding region: 586-3531 (981 amino acids)
Biological process (GO): signal transduction
Molecular function (GO): protein binding; 3',5'-cyclic-nucleotide phosphodiesterase activity
Source: RefSeq, a predicted model, not a curated record
GUCGCGGGGCUGUCGCGCUGUCGCCGCGUCGGGCCCAACUCGCGAUCCCAACUUUGAUCCAUUGGAAACUUUUCAACGCAAAUUUUCGCUGUGUUCCGUCGGCCGCGCUCAUAGUCCGCUCCCGUUGUCGAUUCGCGACGUGUCCCGGCGUCCGCGAGCGACGCUACAUGCACCGUUGCGCGUGUCCAACGCACACUCGGUCUAUUUUUGAAUAUUCACUAAACGCUCCGACGCGAAGUUUUCGAAACGCAGCCCGCCGCCGGUGCCGGGUUAACGGCCCCAGUGUGCAACACGCUUGCACCGCAUCUCCUGUGUUUUUGUUGACGGAUAACAUUUGUGUUGUUAACCUCUUCGGUCGAAACGGUGGAACGUUAUCUUUACGUUUGUGCGGGGCCACGCCCGUGUAAUCUUUGGCUGGGAAUCCGAUGGCUACGGAUGAUGUCGGUUUAGUGGUUACUCGGUGAUCGGUGAUAGUGAGUCGUUGGCAGUGAGAUUAUCGCCGCGCCGCGCAGUGCGCCAGUGUGUAGUUGCCAUUCAGUGGUUCAGUGAUGUGACAUUCUAUGGAAGUAUCGGGGCGUACUCGGAAUGUUCACCAAGCACGGCAAGGCCCCUGAGAGGUGCCAUCAUCUCCACUCGCAUAGGAGCUGUAAGAAGAAAAAGCCACCUCCACACACGCCGUGGAAGUACUUGAUGAAUUGCCCACUCGUUAGAAAAUGUUUUGGUCUUCAGUUGCGGAGCAUAGAGGAGCCGGCGGGUGCGGGGAGUGCGGGCGGGGCGGGCGCGGGGAGUGGCGUGCCCGCGCCGGCCUGCUACGACGCCGAAUGCGCCCGCACCGAAGCAUGGCUCGAUGAGAAUCAAGAUUUCGUGCACGACUACUUUUUAAGGAAAGCGACGCGGCAGGUGGUUGAUGCUUGGCUGGUGUGCCAUGCAACGCCGCCCAGCGCCGAGCUCGCGUCUCCCUCGCGUGCCGGUUCCGGCUCGGGAGCCACCACACCUGUCAGGAAGAUCUCUGCGCACGAAUUUGAGCGCGGCGGUCUGCUGAAGCCGUUGGUGACGACGGUGGACGGCACGCCCACGUUCCUGGGCGAUACACCUCACGCCGCGCCCGCCCGCCCACAACGUCGUUCGCGACAUGAGCUGAGACAGCUGGAUGAAAAGGAACUCAUAUUUGAACUAGUAAAAGACAUCUGCAAUGAGCUGGAGGUGCGCGUGUUAUGUCACAAGAUAUUACAAAACGUGUCCAUUCUGUUGGAUGCGGACCGCGGCUCGCUGUUCUUGGUGCAGGGCGAGAGAGCCGCUUCGCCUCAUCCACAAAACGGAAGGUGUCUCGUGUCAAAGCUGUUCGAUGUCUGCUCGAAGUCAACGCCAGAGCAGAUGGAACAGUUGGAGGAGAUCCGUAUCCCGUGGGGCAGCGGCAUCGUCGGCUAUGUUGCUGAGAGCGGGGAGCCUGUUAACAUACCUGAUGCAUACAAGGACGAAAGAUUUAACCACGACAUUGAUCAGCAAACUGGUUAUAAAACAAGGUCUCUACUCUGUAUGCCGAUUAAGGAUAUCAACGGAGAAGUGAUUGGCGUUGCUCAGGUUAUAAACAAACAGAGUGACGGACCCUUCACGGCGUAUGAUGAGAAAGUCUUCGCUUCGUACCUUCAGUUUUGUGGCAUUGGGCUUCGGAAUGCACAGCUCUAUGAAAGAUCGCAACUGGAAGUUAAACGGAAUCAAGUGUUGCUGGAUCUGGCGAGGAUGGUGUUUGAAGAGCAAAGCACUAUCGAGCACAUGGUUUUGAGGAUACUUACACAUACGCAGAGCCUUAUCAGGUGUCAGCGGGUACAGGUACUUCUAGUCCACGAAGCGUCUAAAGGCAGCUUCUCUCGUGUGUUCGACCUGGAGGCUGGAGAUGAGACGGAGCCGAGGACUUCGCCCUAUGAGAGCAGGUUCCCCAUCAACAUUGGCAUCACGGGCUACGUCGCCACCACUGGAGAAACAGUCAACAUCGCGGACGCAUACCUGGACGCGCGGUUCGACCCCUCCGUGGACGAAGAUGCUGGCUUCAAACAUAACACAAUUCUAUGUAUGGCUAUCAAGAAUUCAGAAGGAAGAAUUAUUGGUGUUAUACAGCUUGUUAACAAAUUCGACGGCCUCCUGUUUACGAAGAAUGACGAGAACUUUGUGGAGGCGUUCGCGAUAUUCUGCGGCAUGGGCAUUCACAACACGCAUAUGUACGAGAAAGCUAUCACUGCUAUGGCAAAGCAGAGCGUCACACUCGAUGUUUUAAGUUACCACGCAUCCGCCUCUAUAGAUGAUGCUCAGAGACUACGGACGUUACGGAUACCUUCGUCAGUGCACUUCAAGUUGCACGAACUGGAUUUCGAUGACGUCGACCUAUCCGAUGAGGACACAUUACGCGCGUGUCUGCGCAUGUUCUUAGAUCUGGACUUCGUGGAAAGAUUCCAUAUCGAGUACGGAGUACUCUGUCGCUGGCUGCUCAGCGUCAAGAAGAACUAUCGCAAUGUCACGUAUCACAACUGGAGGCACGCCUUCAACGUCGCUCAGAUGAUGUUCGCUAUAUUGACUGAGACUCAGUGGUGGAAGAUCUUUGGAGAGCUGGAGUGUCUCGCCCUGAUCAUCGGCUGCCUUUGUCACGACCUCGACCAUCGGGGAACCAAUAAUUCCUUUCAAAUCAAGGCGUCAUCACCGCUCGCGCAGCUGUACUCUACAUCAACAAUGGAGCACCAUCACUUCGACCAGUGCCUGAUGAUCCUCAACUCGCCUGGAAACCAGAUCCUCGCCAAUCUCUCCUCCGAUGACUACGAGAGAGUCGUCAAAGUUCUAGAAGAUGCUAUACUCUCCACAGACUUGGCUGUUUAUUUCAGCAAGCGCACAGCAUUCAUCGAUCUGGUGAGCCGGGAGCGUGGUGUGGGGGGAGUGGGGUGUGUGGGGGGUGUGGGCGGGGCGUGGGGCGCGUGCGGAGAGCGGCGCGGUCUGCUGCGCGCCAUGCUGAUGACGGCCUGCGACCUCGCCGCCAUCACCAAGCCCUGGCCCGUCGAGCGCCGCGUCGCCGCACUCGUCGCCGGAGAGUUCUUCCGACAGGGGGACCUCGAGAGGCAUAACCUCAAUCUCACGCCUAUCGAUAUAAUGAACAGAGACAAAGAAGACGAACUGCCCGCCAUGCAGGUUAAAUUCAUCGAUACCAUCUGCCUUCCUAUAUACGAGGCGUUCGCAGUACUAUCUCCAGCGUUACAACCGAUGCUGGACCGAGUGAAGAGCAAUCGAGCACACUGGAUCGAUCUGGCCAACAACGAUAAAUCUGAAAAAUUCGAUUACGGCAUGGAGAAGGAGAAAGAGGAAAGAAACGACAAAUCCAGCGCCAGUUCGCAUGAAGAAGAACAUGAAGACAGCAGCGGUGCGGGCAGUUUAUCAUCUGAUACUAACUCAAAGUACGACCAACUUGAGAAUCCAGUAGUCGGUCUAGUCUCUAAUAACGCGCUAAUGCCGCGAGAACCUAAAUUCUGUCAUCUUAAUGAACUUAAUUGAUUGCUGACAUCAAUAAGAAUAUAAUAAGCUAUCUUAUAAAAUUGUAUUUAACACCAUAACAUAUUGAAUUAGUUCGACCUUGACGAUUUGAAUAGAUCUGGCAUCUCAGAGAUAUCAACUCGCGUAAUAAUUUGGUAUAAUUUAACGAAAUAAUUUCAUAUCUUUAAACUGAGGAUACUUUAAAUUUAAAAUCAUAAUUCGAUAAUUUAUUACCAAUUUUUGUAUAAUUUAGAGUUAUAGAGAUGCCAAAUCGAGUAUAGGAACUUUGUUUAUUACGCUUUACUGAUCUGCGUAUGACUCUUAUCAUUUUUGUAUCACUACUAACUGUUGCCCGCGACUCCGUCUGGGAUUAAUAUAUAGUAGCAGAUCAGUCCUACUGAAUAUACAUAUAACAUUUCAUAAAAAAUUGGUCAAGUCGUUUCCGAGGAGUAUGUUAACUAACAUUGUGACACGAGAAUUUUAUAUAUAAGAUGUGUGAAGGGACGUUGUAAUGCACUUAGUGUGUACAUCCACUUAAAGGAAUUGAUUCUUUUAAGAGUAGACAGUAAUGAGAUGAUUAUAUGAUAGAUGUAAGGCCAAAAUUAACAAAAAUAAACCGGCCUAAGUUUAACCCAAUCUUAAUUGAGAAAUAGCAAUGUAUUUCUGUCGACAUUUUUUAACUUUGUUAAUUUAUAAUCUUACUAGCUAUAUUAUAAAUUGUCGGAAAAUUUAACCUUUUAUCGACAAUGUAAUAUGGCUUGUAUUGAUAAACAUAUGUUGAAUCGGUCCAAUAUUUGUUUUUUAUAUUUUAUUUCUCUUUCGUGACUUAAAAAUUAUUAAAUUAAAUUCGUAGUUGUUUUACGAAGUAAUUUCGUAUUUAAAACAGUAACAAAUAGAUUAAUCUAAAUCUCUAAAUAACCUCAUUCAUCUAUUCCUGCAAACACGAAGAGUUUCGUGUGAAAAUAUAUUAUACUAGCGAUAGCCCGCGACUUCGUUAGCGUAAAAU